GUCAACACUGAUAAGUCAUAUUGAUGACAAUCAUCACUUGGUGACAAUCACAUACCCUUGAUAUGAUGUGAUAAGAAGGUCAGUUGAUCUCUGUGAUCUUUCUUCCAGUCUAAUCAUCAGAAAAACAUCAGACCAAAUCCCAGUUAAGGGCAUCCUUGAAAAUACCUGACCAGUAAUUCUCAAAACUGGCAAGUUCAUUGAUAAUAACACUUAAAAACUGUCACAACUAAAAUUUGCCUCAGAAGACAUGACAACUAAAUCUAAUGUGGUAUCUUGGGGAGAAAAAUGGACCAGAAAAACCAGAAAAUAUGAACAAAGUAUAGAUUUUAGUUCAUAAUAUAUCAAUAUUGGUUCAUUGUAACAAAUGUACCCUAUUAAUGUAAGAUGCUAAUAAUAGGGAAAACAUCACAAGGUAAAUGGAAUUCUAUACCAUUUUCACAAUAAUUCUGUGAAUCUAAAACUCUAAAAUACAAUGUUUUGAGCUUUUUUCACAUCUUAGUUUUGGGAGAUUGUUAGCUUAUAAGCACAUCUUCUGUGCAUGCUUUUUCCUAGGCCUCAAAGAAAAAGGUGUAUAUGCUCUAUAACCUGCAGCCUGACCGGUCUGUGACUGGUGGAGCCUGGUACAGUGACCAGGAUUUUGAAUCUGAAUUUGUAGAGGUGCUUAACCAACAGUGUUUUAAGUUCCUACAAACCAAGGCAGAAACAGCCCGAGAAAGCAAACAGAAUCCAAUGAUACAAAGAAAUAGUUCAUUUGCUUCAUCACACGAAGUAUGGAAAUAUAUCUGUGAAUUGGGGAUCAGUAAGGUAGAGUUGUCCAUGGAGGACAUUGAAACCAUCUUGAAUACACUCAUAUAUGAUGGGAAAGUGGAGAUGACUAUCAUCGCUGCAAAGGAAGGCACAGUUGGCAGUGUAGACGGACACAUGAAACUGUACAGAGCAGUCAAUCCAAUCAUCCCACCUACGGGCUUGGUCCGGACCCCCUGUGGACUCUGCCCGGUGAGUUCAAGAGGCUUCACCUUACACUUGACUACCUCCAAGUGCAAAUGCCACAUAACGUACCAGCAAGCACACCCCAGUUCUCUGACUCUCAGGGUUGACCAAGAAUUACUCAAACCUCCAUGUAAUCUUGAUAUUUAAUGAACAAAUCAUUGCCUUAAAUAAGUGAUCUGUGUUUUCUGCUCUUAGCCCUAAAAUAGACA
This is a messenger RNA of Myotis davidii, 1199 nucleotides long. Its product is annotated as DNA-directed RNA polymerase III subunit RPC6-like. Gene Ontology annotation, cellular component: RNA polymerase III complex. Gene Ontology annotation, biological process: transcription by RNA polymerase III. NCBI's taxonomy places the organism in Eukaryota, Metazoa, Chordata, Mammalia, Chiroptera, Vespertilionidae. The transcript is spliced from 3 exons. The record is from RefSeq and is a predicted model, not a curated record. The coding region runs from base 574 to 1137 and encodes 187 amino acids.